This is a messenger RNA of Acanthosepion pharaonis, 972 nucleotides long. NCBI's taxonomy places the organism in Eukaryota, Metazoa, Mollusca, Cephalopoda, Sepiida, Sepiidae. The record is from the annotation of a GenBank genome assembly.
AUGUUCCAUGUACAAUUCAUAGCUGAGUAUCAUGCAAAAGACACAAAAGACAAAGCUCGUUGUUCCCACCCCCCACGCUGUCGUUCCACGACUUUUCUCACUUUCUCAUUCUCUCUCUCACUCUCUCUCUCUCUCGCUCAUAUUUUUUUUUUUAAUUUCUUUUUACCUUUCUUUGCUUUUUCUUUCUUUCGUUCUUGUCUCUUUCUUUCUUUCUUUCUUUUCUUUCUUUCUUUUUUCGUUCUUUCGUUCUUUUUAACUUUCUUUGCUUUUUCUUUCUUUGUUGUUUUUUUCUCUUGCUUUCUUUCUUUAUUUAUUUUCACUUUCUGUGCUUUUCUUUCAUUCUUUUGUUCUUUCGUUCUUUUCUCUUUCUUUCUUUUUCUGUCUUUCUUUCUUUCCUUUUCCUUUGUUUACUUUUUCUUUCUGUCGUUCUUUUCUCUAUUUUUCUUUUCCUUUCUUCCUUCCUUUCUUUCUUCCUUCUGUCCUUCUUUUCUUUCUUUCUUUAUUUGCUUUUUCUUUCUUACGAUCUUUUCUCUUUCUUUUCUUUCUUUCGUCCUUUUCUCUUUAUUUCUUUCUAUUUUUUCUUUUUUUCUUUCUUUCUUUCCGAAAGGCUCACGUUUUUCUUUCUUUAUUCUUUUUGCCUUUCUUUUUACUUUUUGUUUUUUUUUUUCUUCUUUCCUUUUACUUUUGUUAAUGUCAGUUUCUUUUUUUUUUCUUAUUUAUAUAUUUUGGUCCUUCCAUUGCUUUUUCUUUCUUUUUCCUCCCUUUAUUUUUUCUUUCUUUCUUUCGUGCUUUUCUCUUUCUUUAUUUUUCUUUUUUAUUUCUUUCUUUACUUUCUUUCUUUCUUUUUUUCUUUCUUUGCUUUUUUCUUGCUUUCUUUCGUUCUUUUUUCUUUCUUUCUUUUUUCUUUUGUUUUUUCUUUCUUUCUUUCUUUCUUUCUUUUUUUCUUAUUUUUUUUCUUUCUUUCUCUCCUAA